AUAGGUCUGUGGAGUUGGGCCUUACUGGCCUCACACAAAAGUAAUGCCAGUUAGGCUUUAGGCUUCUUGUUUUUAUACAUCUGGUUCAGUGACAUUGAAUAAUAAUACUGAAUACUACUGAGUACUUGAGAAGAUCAACAGACAAAAAUGUUUUCCUUUUCAAAAAUUAUGUGGCGCACAGGAGGAUUAUCUGGAGUUUUGAGAGGUCAAAUGUUUACACAGGCAAACCAAUUCAGUUUACGGAGUAUUUGUCAACUAACAAGUCAGAUUACUGGAGUUUUUUCUAAAAAUUGUUUUACAGCUUCAUUUGGUAGUGUCCAACCAGGACUAUGCAAAGCAACUCAUCCUCAAGUUGUUCAUCAAAGCAUAAGGACUAAAAAUACAGGGAAAAGAAUAUACUACGUUGGUAGUGCAUGGAAGCGUUAUAAUAAACAUAAUAUUGAGAGAAGACUUACAACCAAUGGAGGUUUAGAAAUCUUGUGGAGAAAAACUUUAAAAGGCAAGCAUGUACUUGCUGCUUAUGAGAGAAUCUUGCCCAAUACUGUUGAUGGAAGGAUCCUUCCUCAACACCUCUUUAGAUUUCAAAAACACCCUCUCACAAAAAACAGGUUACCAAAACCAGGACUCUAUUAAAUGUCAGAAUUCAUAUGAUUUUGAGUGAUAGUUUGAAAAGAGGAAGAUUGUGUCUUAAAAUUGUGUUGUAACAUUUUUUAUAUAUGUUACAGCAAUGAAUAAACAGUGAUUAUUACCGGA
Biomphalaria glabrata is the source of this 753-nucleotide messenger RNA. RefSeq lists its product as uncharacterized. The record is from RefSeq and is a predicted model, not a curated record. NCBI's taxonomy places the organism in Eukaryota, Metazoa, Mollusca, Gastropoda, Planorbidae. Bases 148 to 633 code for a protein of 161 amino acids. The transcript is spliced from 2 exons.